CCUUCAACUGAGGACUUGGGGGAUAAGAAGGAAGGAGAAUACAUUAAACUCAAAGUCAUUGGACAGGAUAGCAGUGAGAUUCACUUCAAAGUGAAAAUGACAACACAUCUCAAGAAACUCAAAGAAUCAUACUGUCAAAGACAGGGAGUUCCAAUGAAUUCACUCAGGUUUCUCUUUGAAGGUCAGAGAAUUGCUGAUAAUCACACUCCAAAAGAACUGGGAAUGGAGGAAGAAGAUGUGGUUGAAGUUUAUCAGGAACAAACAGGGGGUCAUUUAACGGUUUAGAUAUUCUUUUUAUUUUAUUUUAUUUUCCCUCAAUCCUUUUUUAUUUUUAAAAAUAGUUCUUUUGUAAUGUGUUAAAAUGGAAUUGA
Myotis brandtii (Brandt's bat) is the source of this 371-nucleotide messenger RNA. RefSeq names its product small ubiquitin-related modifier 1. Gene Ontology annotation, cellular component: nucleus; PML body. The record is from RefSeq and is a predicted model, not a curated record. Gene Ontology annotation, biological process: protein sumoylation. NCBI's taxonomy places the organism in Eukaryota, Metazoa, Chordata, Mammalia, Chiroptera, Vespertilionidae. The transcript has a single exon. Gene Ontology annotation, molecular function: protein tag activity; ubiquitin-like protein ligase binding. The annotation marks the transcript as partial.